AUGUCGCGCAAACCAGGGGCGCCCGUCGCCCGCGCCGGGCCCGUGGCAGCCCCCAUCCAAGCGAUCGCCCUGACCAAUACCGACGGCGAGGAGCAGUGCCCCAUCUGCAAGACCCUCCGGUACAUGAACAAGUCGAUGCGCUUCCUCAUCAACCCGGAGUGCUAUCACCCGCUCUGCAACAACUGCGUCGACCGCCUGUUCGAGAACGGGCCCAACCAGUGCCCCUACGUCGGCUGCCACAGGACGCUGCGCAAGAAGGCCUUCCGCGAGCCCGUAUUCUCCGACCUGUCCGUCGAGCGCGAGGUCGACAUCCGCCGUCGCGUCGCCGCCGUCUUCAACCGUACCGAGGACGAGUUCGAGGACCUGACCUCCUACAACGAGUACCUGGAGAUGGUCGAGGCCCUGACCAUGGACCUCGUGUACGGCGGGCCCGCCGACCAGGCCGCCGCCAACGAGAAGCUGCUGCAGUGGGAGGACGAGCACAAGGCCGAGAUUGAGCGCAACAAGCGCAUGGGCGAGCGCCAGAAGGAGUCCACCCGCAGGCAGAUCGCCGCCGAGAAGGAGGCCGCCCGCCAGCGCCGCGCUGAGGCCGCCCAGGCCGAGGAAGAGGAGCGCCUGGCCAAGAUCAAGCAGCGCGAGGAGGACCUCGACACCCUCGCGCGCGCCCCGCAGGGCCAGGCCACAAAGGUCAUGCUCAAGCGCCGCGGCCAGCACCGCAAGGAGGAGAUUGCCGCCUCCGAGGCCGCCGCCCUGCGCCGUGCCGCCGCCGCGGCUGCCGGCGGCUUGUCCAUCCGCGGCCUGAAGAAGAAGGGCGACGCGGCGAGGGACGCGGACACGGGCCCCUACGACCCCUUCGGCAAGCUGGACCUCGGCAGCACCCGGUACACGCUCGAGAAGGACUACAAGAACCCGUUCCUCGACAGCGCGAAGCACGACCAGAAGAUCACGGCGGGCGGCUACAGCCUGCAGGAGUACUACGCACGGGCCAUGUUCGAGGCCUUUGCCGGUAUGGCUGUGUUCGUCAACGACGAGAAGGAGACCGGCAAGCUGGGACUGGACUUUGGGGACGUCGCUACGGGGGGUGCUGGCCUGGCCGCACAGGCGGACGGAGUGGGCGACGAGGCUGCGAGGACGGCGGUCAAGAGGGAGAGGACCGAGGUGAAGCUGGAGAUGGACCGCGAGGUCAAGCAGGAGGCCAGGGGAGGACGUGGUCAAGGUCGAGCAGCCGAUCAAGAUGGAGGUGGAUGA
Messenger RNA from Diaporthe citri, 1248 nucleotides. RefSeq lists its product as uncharacterized. Gene Ontology annotation, cellular component: transcription factor TFIIH holo complex. Gene Ontology annotation, molecular function: cyclin-dependent protein serine/threonine kinase activator activity. The transcript has a single exon. NCBI's taxonomy places the organism in Eukaryota, Fungi, Ascomycota, Sordariomycetes, Diaporthales, Diaporthaceae. Gene Ontology annotation, biological process: positive regulation of cyclin-dependent protein serine/threonine kinase activity; regulation of transcription by RNA polymerase II; nucleotide-excision repair. The coding region runs from base 1 to 1248 and encodes 415 amino acids. The record is from RefSeq and is a predicted model, not a curated record.